Saccharomycopsis crataegensis is the source of this 1368-nucleotide messenger RNA. RefSeq lists its product as uncharacterized. Lineage: Eukaryota; Fungi; Ascomycota; Saccharomycetes; Ascoideales; Saccharomycopsidaceae. The transcript has a single exon. Bases 1 to 1368 code for a protein of 455 amino acids. The record is from RefSeq and is a predicted model, not a curated record.
AUGACCAAUAGCAAAAACACUACCACGUCGGCACCUUCAAUGUUCGACAGAAUGAAAGCACUGGCGAUUGACCAAUUCGACUUGGAUUUCCAAAAAUUGAUCACCGCCUGCGUCCAUCACCAUUCGUCGUUGAAACCCAACGAGAUCCAAAUCUCUUUGGCGUCGAUUUUCUUAUUGAAGUUCGUCGAGCCAGUCGACCCUGCUGCCGGGGGUGAGCAGUACCAAAUCGUCAAAACCGAGUUGUUGAACAAGUUCAAUUGGUAUUGUGACAAUAAUGGGUAUUUCGACCAAUUGCAAAUCCGGCAAAUCGCCGCGACCUCUUUUGGAAAAGUGGUUAAAGCAUGCUUCAGUACCGUUAUGCUUCCAGGGCCCGGCAAACGGAGGGCGGUGAACCACAAACAAACGUAUUGUCAUAUGAUGGUCAGAGUGAAACCAUCGAUGCUCAACGAAUACAAUUCGAUCAAACAAUGCAAAUCUCCUCGGGGAUUAGUGGGUGGUGGGAAUCAAAAAUUACCAGCGGUUAAACUCCCAUCAUCGUCGUAUGGAAAUUCUAACAAUUUACUUAAAAGUUCAUCAUCAUCAUCAUCAUCAUCCUCAUCAUCAUCAUCAUCCUCAUCCUCAUCAUCAUCCUCAUCUUCUUCUUCUUUUUCAUCUUCAACAUCAUCUGCGUCAUCGUCUUCUUUAUCGAUACCCGCUAUCAAUGAUGAACAUAUCAAACAAUCCCAAUCACUUAAUUCGUUCCCUCCACUUCAUCAACAACAUUACAUGCAAAAAUCCCCAAAUUCCCCGCCCGCCACUACUGGCGGGCAAGGAAUGCUAUUAUCUAACCGCACCAACUCCAUCAAGGACCCAACGUAUCCUUCUUUCCCCCCUCAAGGAAUUCAAAUGAUGAAGAAUCAUAGUACCCCACCACCACCUCUUUCAUUCGGUCAACAACAACAACAACCAUUGGCAUCGUCAUACGGUAGUUAUAACAUGAUGCCACAAUAUUCCCGCCAUCGAGGCCAACAAUUCAAUCAUCAUCAUAAUCAUCAUCAUCAUCAUCAAGCGGAACUGCAUCAUCAACAUUUCCCGUACCAUCAACAACAACAAUUACUACUUCCUCCGCCUCACAUGUCUCAACAAUACCAUCAUAAUAUUCCUGAUCUAUCAUCUUCCCAUCAACAAAACGACCCAACUAACCCCCUUUUCACCCGGUCCCUGGGGCAAACGACAUUAUCACCAUCAUCAUCAUCUUCUUCUUCUUUGCAACAACAGCAACAGCAGCAGCUGUCAGGGGUAUCGUAUCAACAUCAAUCACUCGGCCACCAUCAAUUCAGCUACCCCAACGAAUUGGGAACUUUCGAUCAAACAAUGUUGCCAUUUUGA